Molecule: messenger RNA, 4189 nt
Organism: Dimorphilus gyrociliatus
Lineage: Eukaryota; Metazoa; Annelida; Polychaeta; Dinophilidae
Source: the annotation of a GenBank genome assembly
AGUAGGGAAAAUAGAUUUUCAAAUCCAAAAUGGCCGUACACCAUCACGAUUUCGGCUUCGGAUAGUUGUUAAGUAUAGCUUUCUUGCCAGGAAAUGGCAGGAAUAAUUAAAAAUCAAAUAUUAAAGCAACUAUCAAGGUUUGCAAAGAAUUUGUCUCCAGACAAGAUACAUAUUAGUACAUUAAAGGGACAAGGCGAAUUAAGUAACCUAGAAUUAGACGAAAAUGUUUUGACUCAUGUGUUGGACCUACCCAGCUGGGUAAUGAUUAAAAGCGCUUCUGUUAAUAGAGUAGCAAUAAAGAUUCAAUGGACCAAAUUAAAAAGCGCUCCAAUAUGUCUUUAUCUGGACGAAGUUCACGUUGAUAUGCAAACCUGUGAAACAUUAAGACCGCAAAAUACUACUCCAAUGUACCAAAUGGCACAGGGACGAUAUGGAUUAACUGAAAGUAUCGUUGAUGGUAUGACUGUGUCGAUAAACUCAGUAAUCGUUAAUUUUUUAUCACCAACCUUCCAUGCAUCUAUACAAAUUUCACGAAUUCUUGUGGAUAGUGUCACGCCCCUAUGGGCUAGAGCAGAUGAUUUACGACAAACUAGGUUAAAAGAUGAAGCUAGAACUCAAGUAAUUAUAUUUAAACAAGCAAGAUGGCAAACGUUAAGGAUUGAGGCUAACGCCCUUUUAGAUUCUGCCCUUACUACACCUUUAAGAUUAAUAUCAAAUCAAGCCAAAUUAAGGAUAACUUUAAAAAAGAGGAUGAGCGAUUGCCAAAUGAUUUCUUCGAAAUUACAAUUACACUUGGACGACUUACUAUGGGUUUUAACUGAUACUCAAUUAAAAGCAGCAAUCAUUUUUGGAAUAUCCCUAAAACAACUGAUCGAUAAGGCCAGAACAGAAAACGUACGGAUGACUGAUAAUAAAGACAUUUCGAUUAACAGAGUAAAGGACAAGAGGAAAUUAAACGAUCGUGAUAGAGCGUUUAUUAAGCACGAUCCUCGCCAUACUUCCUACCACGUUUAUACUGGACGAGUCGACGUUCACUUAUGCGACGAAAGUGAUGCUGCAAUCACAGGUGCCGCUAUGCAAUUGUCCCUCUUUCGAAUGGAAGUGCACUUUCAACCUUAUCAUAAGGCAGGCGCAGAGAGAACCUGGUGGGCGGGUUAUGACGAAAAUAUGGCAGCCAGAUACGAAUGGGCGUCAGAUUUGCUUGAUAAUUUUCGACAGCAAUUAGACCUGGUAAAAGACUGUUUAAAGAUUGCAGACUGCAAAGAUAAAUUGCUAGAGUAUGGACUUAUAUUUAAAUUAGAGGAUUUUGCUAUCUAUAGAGUAUCUACACCUCACCAAACACGUAGUGCUAGUAAGAAAUUCAUUAUGUCGGAUAAAAAGCAGUUGCUACUUCCGAGUGAUAUGUCGUCCUUACACUUUGAUUUCACCGAAUAUUUCUAUUCUGACCCACAACAAUAUUAUCCUGUCCCACCGUCGAAUUUAUACGCGGUUUUCAAUCCUAUAAAGGUGAAGCUAGACUAUCUUUCGAUACUCUGGCUACAUUCAUUUGUACUAGGCCUUUUAAAUAACUUAACGUCAAAAACAGAGAAGACGAAGCCCACAGAAAGCGCUCAUUAUAAUAUUAAAUUAACUAGUUUAAUGCCUAGAAUUAUAUUACGAGCUGGUCCUUCAGAAACUACCGAAAACCAAAGAGAAAGACCUCACGCUGUUCAAAUACAAGCCUCUAGAAUAGUAUUAACCAACGUUCAACUGGAAGCCAAAACUUCACUACAACAACUGGCAUCUACCCUACGCUCGUUUAAAGACGCUUCUCUAUUCUGCUCCCGAACUUUUCCAAAUCACGUUUCAGACAUGAUAUGCCUACCGCCUGUGUUUGAAGAUCACGUGCAAAAAAGUGCUGACUUGUUCUUUGAUUCUAGCAUAAAUGACGUGCUGGCAGGUCGCCGUUUACCACCGAACGGCAACGUAAAUUUACGGACUAAUUCCCUGCAUACAAAAUCGAAUCGGGACUUGUGGUGCUUGCAUAUCGAACAGAUUUGGGCUGAAUUUAUAGGUGUUUUAAGCUCCCCUAGGCGACCUGUUAAUUUUGUGGAGGCGUUUCCAGUAACUAUCUGGCUAACAAUGCCAAAUGCUCAAACUAGUCAUCAGAACUAUGCAGAUUAUUCGUUUCUAUUCAACAUAAGCCAUAAAAUCGCCGUAGAAUUAAAUCAUUAUCAGUAUUUGUUCUUGCUUAGGCUGCUUGAAGCCAUAAAAGAUACUCAAGAUAAACUGCUGAAAGCUGCUCAAACUACGUCCAAGUCUUCAUCGUCGACUGUUUCCCUAUCGGCUAUUGUCCGAGAAAUCGAAUUGGCUUUUGUAUGUCCAAGAAUUCCAGAACUUCCUCCCAGUUAUUUGGAUGCGCCAGAAGAUUACGAAGCUGAUAGAACAGGUUUAAAAGCUGUCUACGAUUCGGUUGAUGCAAAAAGGCAUGUAGAAGAUGGUAACGAUAUGGAGACGUUGGACAAUGCUGUUUCUAGUCAGCAUAACAGUACGCCCAUGUCUUCCAGUAGAACAUCAACGAGACUGCCUUUAGAAGAUGACAUUGACGAUGUUAGUUCAGUUCGCUCAGGUUCAGAUGCUGAUGACGAGUACGUUCAGAAGGUGCUAAAUGGAAUCGUUGAACCAGCUUUUAUCAGUACGAGAAGAAUGAGUACAAGCUCUGAUGGGACUGUUUCAAUUGGUGAGGAGGCCUUGGACGACAAUGCAUCGGUCACAUCAUCAAUAGAUAGGUUUAAAUCUAUAGCGUCAAUAAGUGCUAUAAGAAUAUUGGGUGCUCAAUUGGCUGUCCAUAAUCGUUCGGAUACAUUCGUCGUUGCCGUCACUGUGGAUCAUGUUGUUCCACGAGAAUACGGUAAUGUCUCAGUUGAUAGUUUUCAGGCCAAAAUAAUAAAUGCGACAAGCAAUAGAGGUGCUGAGGCGGAUAAUUUCUUACCGAAACGUAAUGAGCCUCCCGUGAAAUUACGUUAUCAAGAUUCGGCUUUGAAUAUUCAAAUAUGCGAUCUAGAUUUAAAAAUAAGCAACUCAUCCGUUACGAAUUUAGGCGAUUUAUUCGAGGAUGAAGUCCUUACGGAAAAAGUUUUUCCGGUUAAAAUAAUUAUUGACCGAGUAAAGUUGACUUUAUUAAAUGAUCGACCUCCAACUUACAUGGAUACAUCGCCCGGUGCCGCUCCACUUGAUUUAAAUAUUUCACAUGCUGUUAUUACUCGAACAGAAGAUAGAAUAUUAAAUAUAAAUAGUAUGAAUAAUGACAUGACCGACUUGCGAAGAAGAUUUAAUAGCUUGAUUGAUAAGCAUCAAACUGAAGUAGCGCACAUGCUAAAUGAUAUAACUCAUUUAAAAGAAGAUAAUUCUGCGCUGCGUGGCCGAUUGUUCCACUUGGAACAUGUCUUAGCAACAAUUGGAAAGAAAUUGAAUAUGAGAAACGAUGUUUCAAGACCUUUAUCCGAGCAACUACUAUAUAGAAUUGAUAGACUCCAGCAAGACGGAGCAGCAGCUGUCCAACAAUUAGCAAAUACUACCACUAGGGUAAAUCGACUGCAAAAUGAAAGAGAUCAAUUAGCUAGGGAAUUGGAACAGAAACAAUAAUAACAAUUAACAAUAAUUUUCCUCAAUAUAUAUAUAUUGUAUAUACCGGUUGUUAUAUACAAUAGAUAUGUUUACGUAUGAAAUUUAAUCUAAAGAAUGAAAGUAGAGAAAAAAAAUAACUCUACAACAACCAGAGUAAGCGUCAAAUUUAUAUCAAGGAAAAAAAAAGAGACAAACAAAUUAUUAUAAAAUUAAUUUUCUUAAAUUGAAAUGAUAGAUAAUAUAUUUAUAUAUACAUUUACUGUACAUUAUAUAUAAAUAUAUUUCUUGUUCAGAUAAAAGUUGCCAAGAAUUUUUGGCAUUAAAACAAAAUUAAUAAAAAAAAAAAAAAAAAAAAAACAAACAAAUAAACAAACAAAAAUUAUUUGAGCUUUCUUGAUGUUGAGUCUUUCGUUUUAAAAGUAUUUUUGAAUUUAUUCCAAAAAAAGAGAAGAUAAUUAAAAAGAUGGAAAAAAAAAUGACUUUUAACGACUUAAUUCAUAUAGAAAAUGUUACACUUUUAGUCGUUAUCAUACAGUUACAUUUUCUUCCUAUUUUUUUAUUUAUUAUACAUUCCAAAACAAAU